This is a messenger RNA of Paramuricea clavata, 2612 nucleotides long. The record is from the annotation of a GenBank genome assembly. Lineage: Eukaryota; Metazoa; Cnidaria; Anthozoa; Malacalcyonacea; Plexauridae.
UUACAACAUAAGUUUAGCUCAUUCAGUCAAAAUCCUUUGUCCGAGUAGUUGUAGCGAUUAAACGUUGCUCAUUUAGAGGAAAUUACAAGAUGUGAAUGCUGCCAGUGUCUACUGAAUAAAAUGUCAGAUAUGAUUUACAAUCACACCUUGAGAAUGCGAAGCAGCUUUGCCAACUGAAUAUAAAUUCAAGUAAGUUAAUUUGAAUAUUAGAUAUUGUCUAUCGAGUUUCAUUGUUCGUGCAAACCCGUUCACUUGUUGGUUCAACAUCAUCCUAAUUGUUGAAUGCAACAUCUUUUGCUUUAUUUUGAACGCUAUGUCGGGUCAAAGUUCGCUAUGCCGGGUGAAUGAUGUUGGGAGAUGUUAGAUACAGUUUGAUUUUAUUCGAAAUUUUCAUCCAACAGUUCACCCAGUUCACAGACACGGUCCAGCAUUCUUUGAUUAACAAGAUUCUUUGAUUUUAUCGUCCACCUUGCCCAUGGCAUUUUGCACUCCGUCCCCUAGCCGAAAUAUAUAUAUAUAUAUAUAUAUAUAUAUAUAUAUAUAUAUAUAUAUAUAUAUAUAUAUAUAUAUAUAUAUAUAUAUAUAUAUAUAUAUAUAUAUUGGCCUUUGCAUGCGGAUGGUACUAAAAGUGAAACCAACUAGAUGGAUACCAAUCUCGCUAUCGAUGGCUUUGUGUACGAGAUUGGAUGGAUAUUGAGCAUCAACUUAUAAAGUUUUCUGCCGAUCUUUGACUUUUCAGAGUCUAAUAUCUAGUCCUCUGCAUGCGCGCCUCUCUUCUCCCGCCCGCACUAAACGCCUGCUACGCAGGCUAGAUGCGCGCUUAUUCAGUUCCGUGACGUCUCUGAGGUAACACUUUGCAACUUUCAGUAUGAGCUAUCCUCCCUGAAAUACUUGUGAUAAGCUGCAAUAUUGCUUUAUCAGUUAACUGUUCCAUCUAUAGAGGUUCAGUAAUAGGCAUUCGGGAAGAGUACUGAUAACAAUUAUACUGGAUAGCCCAAUAAGAGCCAUCCUACAAGGGCGACAAUCCUAUGGUAGAAAGUAGAACCUGUCAUUUUUAGAUUAUUUUUAUUAUUAUUAAAUUUAAUAAUUUUAGUAUCGAACUGUCUUUAAGCCUCAUUUUGUAUAAUUUCUUGGAAUUAACAACGACCACAAAUGCUUAAAAAAUAAACAAUUUUAUUGUUUACAACGUUUCGGAGUGUUACUCCAUCUUCAGGUAAUAAAGAUUGCCCCUUUAUUACCUGACGAUGGAGGAACACUCCGAAAAGUUGUAAGCAAUAAAAUUGUUUAAUUUUUAAGCAUUUGUCAGUCGUUGUUAAUUCCAAGAAAUUAUUAAAUUCGUCACAAAUUUUUAUGCCGUCACUGAUAUACAUUAAAUGUUGCAAGACAACCUACGUGACUGGGAUAAGGAACAGGACGUUCGUCUCAAUACACCCUUUCGAUAAUUACGUCGCAAUUACACUGACUGUUUCAACUUAGGACCACCUUAAAUGAAAGGAUUUCAAGUUUUUUUUCUCAUGGGAUAUGGACAGAGAAGCAGAACAUCCUUCUUCAACACAUGCGCGAAAUAACAUUUGGAUUUUGAUCAAUAAAUAUAGAGCCUCGCUUUGGUGUUAAAGCUUAUUUCCACUAUUUAUUGGUCAAAAUGAAGAAUUCUUUUUCAUGCAUGUGUUGAAGAAGGAUGUUCUUCUUCUCUGUGCAUAUCCCAUGAGAAAAAAACUUGAAAUCCUUUCCAUUUAAGGUGGUCUUAAGUUGAAAACAGUGUAGUUGUGACGUAAUUAUCGAAAGGGUGUAUUAAUAUCAUACCCUUAGAUGCGGUCUAAUUACGCAAUUUUCUUUUAGAACGGACAAAUUGUCUUUGAUCUCAGUGCCAAGUAAAAAUGGCUACAGCUUAUUCGCCAUCCUCAAACUGGGUUCUGCAUUGUCGGAAAUGCAGAUGCCAGAUUGUCCCAUUGAAUAGCUUAGAAUUGACCUUACUCGGCUCGAAUGGAAUUCACCUCAACUUGAGAGCUGAUGUUGACGUCGAAGAUGUGAUAGAAAAAGUACAAAAUCCAGACCCAAGGAAAAGAGAGCGUGCCCCUUUCAAGGCCAUUUGCCAAGGGCGAGCUGGGUCCUUCACCUCUGGGAAGUGUGAGAAUAGCUUGGGGUCUUAUAUGAACAACACACUGUCAUUCAGUGCCAACCAAGUGUACUUUUGUAACAGACGGGAAGAAAUAAAAUGGAAGAAGUGGUCCGAAGCAAAAGAUAGCUUACAAGGAAUGGGGAUUUCUGUUAAAAGCAGAAGCACUAUGUCUGACGAUUCCGCCAUUUUGGCAAAUCCCAGACCCCGGGUGGAUCCCUCGCGCUUGGUCUACUGUGAUGUAACGCUGACCAGCAGAAACACAAUCGGCAAGCUCACAGAAGACAAGCCACGUGAAUACCAAAGAUCGUUAUUCCUGAAAGCCAUGGAAGGAAACUCUCUCGUGUACCUACCCACCGGGUGUGGUAAGACGCUGAUAGCAGCGAUGGGCAUAGCAUGCAUGAGAUACCUUAACUCGGACAAAGUGGCUGUAUUUUUAGCACCGAAGACUCCACUUGUACAGCAACAAUUCAAUUAUAUCAAAGGUAAAGAAUAG